AUGCACGAUUUAGUGCAUGACUUGGCUCAAUAUAUUGCUGAUGAAGAGAUGAAACAAUUGGUUGAGCCUGUAGACCAAAUAUCUUCUGCUGAUGGACUUGUGCUUGUGAGUAUUAAAAUGACAAAGACAGAAGAUGGUGGAUUAUGGGAAUACCCGCCAUUGCUUGCUGCUACAAAGUUGCGGUCACUGGUAGUAUCUACAGAUUUUGUCAGUGCUAAUCUUUCAUCUCUUGAAAUGGCCGGGAAGUUGAAACAUCUAAGAUACCUUAAUCUUGCAAAAUAUGGAAAAAUUAAAUGUCUUCCUAAUGACAUGACAAGAUUACAGAACCUGCAAACACUUAACCUUGUGUUGUGCGAGAAUCUUAGAGAGUUGCCAGGAGAUUAUUGUAAAUUGGAGAGCUUGAGGCACUUGGGAAUUACUGGGAGCGGUUUUGAAUAUCUGGAUAUUAUAUUUAGCAAGUGGCGAAGUGAUGCUGUUGUGGAAGCACAAAGGGCAAAUAUGAAGGAAAAUCAACAAUUAACAAGUCUUGAGUUAAAAUUUGAACCCAUGGAAGUAACUCCUGAUUUAGGGGAAAUGGAUAAAAUGUUAAUGUUCUUGCAGUUGCCUCUAAAUCUUAAAGCUAUUGAAGUUAAGUGCACAGCUCUCCCUCACUUAAGUCAGCUGCCUCAUCUCAAAAAACUCUCUUUCCUCAAUUGCUGGCUCUUGCGAUUAGAGGAUUUGGGGUCUCUGAAGGGGUGGACAAGACCAUCAGAGGAUGAUGGUGGUGAGCCAAGGAAGUUGUUGUUUCCUUGUCUUUUGGAAUUGAAAUUGAUGUCAAUAGAGGCUCAAAGAAUCACUUGGAAGAUGUCUGAAUCCAAUCCCACGUCAAUUGAUGAUGAGGAAGCAGCUUCUUCAUCAUCAACAUCUUCAACUACUCUUUUUACUUCAUUAAAAGAGUUGAGUAUUGCUCUGAUUGAAGAUGGAUCGGCUUCUCUGUCAAUCAGUAGUAGGUUCUCUAAUCUACAGA
Messenger RNA from Chenopodium quinoa (quinoa), 1006 nucleotides. RefSeq lists its product as uncharacterized. The transcript is spliced from 5 exons. The annotation marks the transcript as partial. The record is from RefSeq and is a predicted model, not a curated record. Lineage: Eukaryota; Viridiplantae; Streptophyta; Magnoliopsida; Caryophyllales; Amaranthaceae.